UAAUUUUAUCUUAAAGUAUAGCCUCGGCUCCCAACCUUCGCUCACGUUGAAAAAAAAAUGUGUUACCAACAUAAUGGCAACAUUAACAUUACUGAAGAUGAACUGAAAGUCUGUGGCAAAGGCUAAACUGAAUGUGAUGUAUCCUGAACGGUUAAACAUAAUUGUGGAGUUGUUGUGUCCCAGGCUGAGACGUUAUAUUGAUUAAUAUCUGAAUACGCGUGUGCGCAAUUGAGCAUGCGCAUAUUGAAUCCCCUCAUAACCGUCACAGUCUUGUUUCUAUGCACUUAUUCGAAACACAACACUGAACACUGCUGCCAAAGCAGCGCACAGAUUUCUACACCUUGAACACACUGCACCAUGGACGAUUAUAUGAUUUUGGAUGCAAUGUGCCCCGGAUGCUUUGGGACAGUUCUAUUUGUGAAGGAAAGAACGUCUGAUCUGGAGUUUACACUAAAGAAGGUUGAGUGUUUGGAUGAAGGCAGAGCCAACCAAGCAUACCAGGAGGCUCAUUGUCUGCUGAAUGUGAGACAUCCCAACAUUGUCACGUAUAAGAAGUUAUUCAUUUUUUGGGAUGAAAGUGUAUCUUCUGUCUUUCUUUCAAUGGUAAUGGACUGCCCAUACAUGACAACCCUGUCCACUGCGGUCACUUAUCACAGACAGGAGGAAAAGAAGAUAAAAAAAAAGGUCAUCAAGACAUUUUUGGGACAAAUGGUGGAUGCUUUGGCCUACUUGCACAAACGGAGUAUUGCUCACAGGAAUUUGAAGCCAUCAAAUAUUCUGAUCACAAAAGAGGCCAAGUUUGUCAUAUGUGAUUUUGGAACUGCCUCCAUCACAGGAGAUAGAGUAAAGUUACACAAAAGAGUAAAGGAUUGUGCCAAACGAUGGAUGGCUCCAGAGAGCCUGACCCAUCAUCAGAUGCCUGAGAAGUCCGACAUUUGGUCCCUGGGGUGUGUCCUUCUCGACAUGCUGACCUGUCACAUGCUUGAUGUGGAGGGAUCUAUCUCUCAGCUGCUGAGGAUCAGAGAGGACCAGACAUCACUGAAUGUCAUUGUCCUCAAGGGCCUCCACCAAGUCCUCACUAUGAUGUUGGACCGCAACCCAAAGACCAGGACCAGCGUGUGGGAACUGGUGAAUGAGGAUCUGGUGAAGCAUUGUCUGCUGUUGUGUGGCUCCCCUCUACACGCCAUGAAGAAAACACUGCCCCCUGGUGUCCAUGGACUGCCAUUCCACCAAGGCUUUGACAGUGUGCUCGAGUUCAUGCAGACCUACAGAGAUGUGGAAUCUGUCCAGAUGUCAGCUCUGUCAUACCUGCUGUCUGAGGAAGGGAAUGUAUUCUACAGGGUAACUGACGUUGUUAUAGCCGUCACCACUGCCAUGCAAAGUCACAUGGACUGUGCAGGUGUUCAGCAAAAUGGUUGCCAGGUCCUACACCAGCGUUUAAUUGCAGUGCUGGGCCAAGCUGGGGAUGGCUCCUGUCUGCUUACCAAGGAAGUGAUCACCUGUGUCCUGAACGCCGUGCACAGUCACCCUGAGAAAGCACCACUGCUCUCUCAUGCCUUUCAGCUUCUCUUCUGUAUCACCGGGGAUGAGCAGGCAGCCAGAGAUGUGCUGGACCUGGACGGUAUCAGAGAGGUGCUGAACACACUGAGGAAGUUUCCAGAGGAUUGUGACAUUGUCGUGCCCUGUUGCAAAUGCUUAUGGAGCGUACUGACACAAAGACUUUGCCUUGGAGCUGUACCUUUGAAAGAUGCUGUGGAGGCUGUGUGUGUGGCAGCAGAGGCACACAUGCAGGACAGCACAGUGAUGGAGUCUGUGUGUGCAGCCCUGUCGUCCCUGACCCUACAAGGUUUAUCUGAAGACCAGGACAUUGAGGAUUCCACCCUUCUGUUGAUGCACGCACUCCAAGCACAUUUAAAGCAUAGCUAUGUGGUGAAGUAUGCUUUCCUUGCUCUGGACAGUCUUGUCAAAAGCUCAGAGUUGGCUGCUUUCAGGCUUCUCCUCGCCCCCAAUGGAGGAAGUGGAUUAGCUAUUGUCAAGGAAGCAGAACUCCAACACCAUGACAACCCAGAGAUCGUAGGGAGCUUUUGUAGCCUCCUCAGUGCUAUGGCCCGUUAUGGUGAUGUCAUACCCGAGUUAGUUGCUGAGAAGAUACCAGAUGUCUUGGAGCAGAUUGAGAGGCAGUUUUCAUCAAAUAAGGAGAUAGCUCAAUUGGCAAAACAUGCCCUCCACAGCACAACAAGCUUUGGAAGAGUCAACAUGACAAGCUCAACAUAAUUCAAAGUGUCACGUUGUGCUUCAUGGAUUGCUAUAGUGACAGUCAAAAUGGUGGUUAUUUCAGUUGUUGUUUUUAUUUUCAGCUGUACUAGUUGCUAUACUGUAUAGGCCUACAUGUCUAAAGAGUAAGCUGUUGGUUAUUAAACUUAUCCAGAAAAACAUA
Oncorhynchus kisutch (coho salmon) is the source of this 2437-nucleotide messenger RNA. RefSeq names its product serine/threonine kinase-like domain-containing protein STKLD1. Bases 358 to 2274 code for a protein of 638 amino acids. Lineage: Eukaryota; Metazoa; Chordata; Actinopteri; Salmoniformes; Salmonidae. Gene Ontology annotation, biological process: protein phosphorylation. The record is from RefSeq and is a predicted model, not a curated record. The transcript is spliced from 19 exons. Gene Ontology annotation, molecular function: ATP binding; protein serine/threonine kinase activity.